Molecule: messenger RNA, 798 nt
Organism: Diaporthe citri
Lineage: Eukaryota; Fungi; Ascomycota; Sordariomycetes; Diaporthales; Diaporthaceae
Exons: 1
Coding region: 1-798 (265 amino acids)
Molecular function (GO): acyltransferase activity, transferring groups other than amino-acyl groups
Source: RefSeq, a predicted model, not a curated record
AUGUCAGGCGGAUCAUCACCACCGACAAUCCAAGUCGAACUUGAGCAUGAAGACUACGAAAAGCUCUCCUCCACAAUAUGGUUCAGCUAUGAGGUCUGCGCACCCAUAAGGCCACUACCGCCAGUCGGAGACCGCCAAGAAAUCAAAACGGAGAGACUCGUCAUCAGACCGCUCCUACCAUCCGAUCUCGAGGCUUUCCACGAGCUUCGCAGCAUAGCCGAGAUCCAGGCCAACUCGACAUUCCGUGGACGGCCCAACAGGGAUCUAGCAGAGUCGAAGGAGCAACUCGAACGCUUACAGGCGCCGUACGACAAGCGCCACUGGUACUGGGGGGCGUUCCUAGCCUCAACUGGUGAGCUCAUAGGCGAGGCCGGCCUCCCGGAUAGCGAGGACCAGCCAACGUCGGGCUGGACGCGGUUCGAGAUCCUGAUAAAGCCCAAGUUCCAACGGCAGGGGUACGGCCCCGAGCUCUACAAGGCCGUGCUGGACGAGUGGUGGAAGAUGCCCGGGGAGAAGAGGAGGCGGCAGCUCCUGCCGGUGGCGGCCGGGGACAAGGAGCCCGGGGAGGAGGUGAGGGAGUCGAUCGAGCUCGUGUGGGAGGCCGACAACGAGGCGGCGCGGAAUUUCUUCGCCAAGAUGCUCGGGCAGUCCAAGGUCUCGCUCCAGGCCUCGUUUGUGGGCUUUGACUGGAGGGAAGGGCGCGAGGGGAAUCUCGUGCGCUGGGUCGCGGCGCAUGUCGCGUGUCCUGCGCCUCGUGCGAAACAGUUGCCGUCAUAUAGGGGCAUAAGACGCGUCUAG